AUAACUGCUAGACUGUAUUUCCGGUAUUAUAUAUCUCAUUGGUAACAAUUUAUGACUGGUCACCGAUAAGCGCGACUGGAUGAGGUGCCAUUUGUUCCAGUUAGGUCUUUCACACACUCGUUUGGUGUGUAUCAGAAGAGGAUUAAAGAAAAUGGCAUCUGAAGCAAAACGUGCCAAACUGACUGACGAGGAACGAGGAAAAGUUCUUGAACCGCUGAAAAGUGCUGGCUGGUCCACUGUUUCAGACCGAGAUGCGAUAUACAAAGAAUUUCUCUUCAAGGAUUUUAAUCAGGCAUUUGGAUUCAUGACUCGGGUAGCACUUCUUGCUGACAAGAUGGAUCACCACCCAGAAUGGUUUAAUGUAUACAAUAAGGUCCAAGUGACGCUGAGCUCGCAUGAUGUGAAUGGCUUGUCCCAACGCGACAUUAAACUGGCCACUUUCAUGGAGUGCCGAAGACUGUUCUGCUUGAUUCUGAUCUGUUUGUACAUCAUCGCCAUUAGAUUACUGAAUAUCUGGUUGUUUGUAAACUGAAGAUAAAAAAGGUCACAUUUAUUUCUUCCAGUGCCGAAGACUGUUCUGCUUGAUUCUGAUCUGUUUGUACAUCAUCGCCAUUAGAUUGGCAGUAUAUCCAGCAAUUAAAUUUUUCCAUUAAUAAAAUAGUCUUACCAUGUUAGUUAAGGAAUUGUUACAAAAUAAAAUUUGAGUGCAUAAGCAAAUGGAUCACAAAGGGUAGCUAUUUAAAAGUAGUAAUUUAUUAGGUGCCGUCCAUAGUUUUCAACAUUUUCACAAGUGUACAAGUAGUACGCUUUUGACAUCCCCCCCCCUAAAAGUGUACAUCCCCAAAAUGAAAAAUGUUGAUCGACAUUUUUCACUUUCAAAAGAAGUGUACGCUGGCCCAUAACACCCCCCGCGUACGCUCGUGAAAAUGUUGAUAAUUAUGGACGGCCCCUUACUGUACCACACAUGACAUGCCAUUGUAUUUUACAUGUGCUACAUGUAGUUAUGUUACAUUUUUUUAGCUCUUCUUAAAUAUAAGAUAUUAUUAAUUUUGAUACUUAAUAAAGAUGGAAAAUUUGUUAGUAUCUAAAUUGCUUCACAUAAAAAUAGGAUAGCAAUUAAUCUUUAUUUUUUUCCAUUGCAACUAGAACGUGGACCAGGCAAACAAGAAAAAAUGUGUGUCCUAGAACCCAACCCUACCUAGAAAAAAGGACUGAUCCUAAUUCUUGUUUUUAAUUCAAACAAAAAAUAAAAUUAAUAUGAAAAUAAAAA
Messenger RNA from Gigantopelta aegis, 1270 nucleotides. Its product is annotated as pterin-4-alpha-carbinolamine dehydratase-like. Gene Ontology annotation, molecular function: 4-alpha-hydroxytetrahydrobiopterin dehydratase activity. The record is from RefSeq and is a predicted model, not a curated record. The transcript has 5 exons. Bases 80 to 532 code for a protein of 150 amino acids. NCBI's taxonomy places the organism in Eukaryota, Metazoa, Mollusca, Gastropoda, Neomphalida, Peltospiridae. Gene Ontology annotation, biological process: tetrahydrobiopterin biosynthetic process.